This is a messenger RNA of Amblyraja radiata (thorny skate), 4639 nucleotides long. Its product is annotated as alpha-2-macroglobulin-like protein 1. The record is from RefSeq and is a predicted model, not a curated record. Gene Ontology annotation, cellular component: extracellular region. Gene Ontology annotation, molecular function: endopeptidase inhibitor activity. Lineage: Eukaryota; Metazoa; Chordata; Chondrichthyes; Rajiformes; Rajidae.
CAGCAUUGAUGGUGAAACUCACUCUGUGACCUUCUGUUGCUGAUUUAAAGAUCAGUCGGGAGUCAGACUCGCAGUCGGUGGAAGACUGAGAUGGACACGAGAGAGAUGGUGGCUGGCGUCCUGUUCCUCCUACUGGGGGUAGUGGGAGCAGCCCCGCACGUGCUGGUCCUGAUCCCGUCGGAGAUCCAGCUGGGAAGCCCGGAGAAGUUGUGCGUCGUGCAGCCGGCCGGAGAGGGGGGGAGUGGGGGCUCCCUCGGGGUGACUUUGUUCUACGCCCGAGCCAACAUCACCCUCCUCCAGCUGGAGACGCAGGACAUCGGAGCCCACGGCUGCAUCCAGUUCACGGCACCGGAGGUGGAACUGGGAAAUGAAUGGAAUUCAGUGGCCACAGUCACGGUGAUCGGAUCUGGGGAAUUGGCCGCGAUCAACAUCACCAAGAAGGUUCUCCUGAAGAAGUACCAUUCUCUGACCUUUGUGCAGACCGACAAACCCGUCUACAAACCAGGGCAGACAGUGCGGUUCCGGGUGGUGUCAUUGGACCAGGACUUCCAGCCAACCGUGGAGAAGUACCCGCUGAUAACCCUCAUGGACAUUGAGCAGUAUCGGAUUGGCCAGUGGCUGGGCGUGGAGGGCAGGCAGGGGAUCGUGGAUCUCAGCUUCGACCUGAUUCCCGACUCCCCGAAGGGCUCGUACACGAUCCAAGUGCAGACGUCCAGCAGGAAAGUGACCCACAGCUUCACCGUGGAGGAAUACGUGCUGCCCAAGUUUGAACUGAAGGUUCAUCUUCCCGAACAAAUCACCAUCCUAGACACAACAAUUCCCAUCAAAGUGUGUGGCAGAUACACCUAUGGUAAACCCAUGCGGGGAGAUGUUAACGGCACUGUUUGCCUGCAACCAGUUUACUUCCACCGUUCUCAGAGUAAAUGUCACAUCGUGACGGGCAAGACGGAUACAGACGGCUGCUUCUCCAGGGAUCUGUCCACGGACACCUUCCGGAUCAGGACCAACCGGCGCUCUGGGAACAUCCACGCACACUUCGUAGUGGCUGAGGAGGGGACGGGGAUAACGAGGGAAGGUUCGGGCAGCUGCCAGGUAUCGUCAGAGGUCACCACGAUCAGUUUUGAGGAGGUGGAAGACUACUACAAGACCGGGAUCCCAUACACAGGAAAGGUGAAGGUGAAAUAUGUCACCGGCCGCCCGUUUGCAAACGCACGGAUAUAUUUGUUCAAUUCCCAAUAUCCGGGGGCACAGCAAGUUGUUGCGGACGAGAGAGGAAUGGCCACGUUCACCUUCAACACCUCCACCUGGGAGAUGCAGCCCGUGCAACUCAUGGCCAUUUACCAGCUGCUCUCUGAGGAAUUCCACUCCACAGCCAGCGUUCCCAGACACGCUCCCGCCCGCCAUUCCGUCAAACCCUUCUACUCCAAGUCGGGCAGCUUUAUCUCCAUCGGCAAGGUCGGCAGCGAGAUGCCGUGCGAUUCCCAGCUGGACCUGCCCGUCAACUACGUGUUCCCGAACCUACCGCAGGGAGCUCCUCUCCAUCUCGACCUCUUCCACCUGGUCAUGGCCAAAGGGAAGAUCAUCAGCCUGGAGAGCACCCCCCUCAUCGUCGGGGGGACGCACGCUCCACAGGGGGAGCUGACGCUGCCACUCCGCCUGCCCGCCCUCCUGGCUCCCACUGCCCGGCUCCUGGUCUUCACCGCCCUGCCCAGUGGUGAGAUGGUGGCCCACUCCACACACAUACACAUGGACAAGUGCUUCCGCAACAAGGUGCAGCUGAGUUUCUCCGUGCCGGAGGAGUUGCCGGGCAGACAGGUCUCGCUGCACGUCGGCGCCGCCCCAGGCUCCCUCUGCGGUCUCCGCAUCGUCGACCACAGCGUGCUGCUCCUCAAACCCGAGAGGGAGCUCACGGCACAAAGUGUCUACUCCUGGCUGCCGGUCACUGAUCUGAACGACUACCCCUACUCGGUGCGUGACUAUGACUCUCACAACUGUGUUCCUGAGCCUGACGAUUCACUGCUCUCACUGGACGACAAGAACUCGGUCACUGACGUGGCUCAGUUGCUGCAGGGCCUAGGCCUGAAGGUCUUCACGGACCUGGACUACCAGGUGCCCCUCAACUGUGAAACGCGGAGAAUAGUAGCCUAUGCGAGAUAUGGAGUAGGAAUACCAGGACCGCCAGCACGUGUUCAGAACGUCAUGUACAGCAUGGUGGAGUCAGGAGUGGCGAGAGAUUCCACGGGGCCCAGGCAGCUCCAGGUCCGCCAGUACUUCCCCGAGACCUGGCGCUGGGACCUGAUUCCAGUCGGGCCCGAGGGCCAGGCCUCGGUGGAGCUGACGAUCCCGGACACCAUCACGGAGUGGAAGGGCAGCGUGUUCUGCAACGGGGAGACCGGCUUCGGCCUCUCGCCCACCGCCUCCUUCACCACCUUCAAGCCCUUCUUCCUGGAGCUGGCUCUACCUUACGCCGUGGUCAGGAGCGAGGGCUUCACCCUCAAGGCCAAGCUCUUCAACUACCUGGCCCACAGCCUCAUGGUCAAGGUCACGUUGCAGGAAGCCCAGGGCUUUGAGCUGAAGUCGUCAGACAGCCAAGUUCAAGUGUGUGUCUUAUCUACAGACAGCGUCACUGUCAGCUGGAACCUUACAGCCACCGGGCUGGGGGAGGUGAACGUGACGGUGGCCGCUGAGUCCGUGCUCUCCGCCACUCUGUGCGGGAACGAGGUGGUGUCCGUACCUGAGAGAGGAGCCGUGGACAUAGUACGCAGACCGCUGCUCAUCCAGCCGGAAGGUUCGGAGACGGAGUUGACCCACAGCUUGCUGCUCUGCCCGGCAGGUCAAAGCGUGACGGAGGAAAUCGAGCUGCAAGUCCCGGAGGAUGUGGUGGAAGGGUCAGCACGGGCUUCCGUCACGGUGCUGGGUGACCUGAUGGGCAGCGCCAUGGACAACCUGGACGGUUUGCUGCGACUCCCCACGGGCUGCGGGGAGCAGAACAUGGUGAAGUUCACCCCCAACAUCGUGGUGCUGAGUUACCUGGAGAAAACCCACCAGCUCUCUCCCAAAAUCAGGUCCAAAGCUGUGGGCUUCCUGCAGACAGGUUACCAGCGACAACUCACCUACAAGCACCACGACGGCUCCUUCAGCGCCUUCGGAACCAGCGACCCCGAAGGCAACACCUGGCUGACAGCCUUCGUGCUGCGCUCCUUCCUCCACGCGCGGCCCUACAUCUUCAUUGACAAGGCGGUGCUGCGUGAGGCUGCCACCUUCCUCACCGCCAACCGCCUGCCCACUGGCUGCUUCGCCAGCAUAGGGCAGCUCUUCAACAGCGCCCUCAAGGGGGGAGUGGAUGACACCGUCUCCCUCUCUGCCUACGUGACCACUUCCUUACUGGAGCUGCAGCGACUGAGGCCCACGAUGGCCUCCCAGGUUUAUGAAGAGUCUCAGAACAGGCGUCGCCGCAGAGAUUUGAUCAGUGAUCUAGAUCUCGAGUCUGCUCUCGUGCAGCCCCUGCCCUCCGACUUCAAGAUGGACGUGUUAGGCGGGUCACUGGACUGUCUGCGUCAGGCCCUGGGGACGGUGAACAACACCUACACCCUCGCCCUCCUCGCCUACGCCUUUACCCUCGCUGGAGACGAGACCUCGAGGGACAGCACCCUCCUCCGGCUGGACGCCCUCGCCAUCAAUGAGGAUGGCCAGACCCACUGGGGGCAACGUGAAGGUGGGGAGGAGGGGUUGGGGCACUGGUGGAGGGCCCCCUCGGCUGAGGUGGAGACGACAGCCUACGUGCUGCUGGCCCUGCUCUCCCCCCCCAACAUCAGCCCCACCCAGCUGCAGCGCUCCUCCCCCAUCAUCCGCUGGCUGGUCCGCCAGAGGAACUCGUACGGAGGCUUCGCCUCCACACAGGACACAGUGGUGGCCCUCCAAGCCCUCUCCCUCUAUGCGGCCCUCACCUACUCCCCGAGCCCCUCCUCCGUCUCGCUCACUGGCCCCGGUGGCUUCCAGCGGCUCCUCCACAUCGACGCCCACAACCGGCUGGUGGUGCAGAGAGCGGCACUGCCGGACCCCGGCACCUACAUCGGCAACAUCACCGGCACCAGCUGUAUGCUGCUCCAGACGUCUCUCCGUUACCACACACUGCCGUCUGCCGGUGCUGCCGCCUUCCAGCUCUCCCUCCACCUGGAGCCGUACGGGAAGACGGAGGCAAAGCUGCACAUCAACGUCACCUACACGGGAUCCCGCAACGUCUCCAACAUGGUGAUCGUCAACGUGAAGAUGCUCUCCGGGUAUUCCCCCCAGACCACGAUGCCUAUGGGUGUGAGUCGCAUAGAGUCAAAGGACGGACAUUUCCUGAUGUACAUUGAAAAGAUGGACGCCGGCCAGACCCUCCCCCUGUCCCGUCCGCAUCUUCCAGGAAUUCCCUGUGGAAAACCUGCAGGAGGCCCAAGUCUCCGUCUACGACUACUACGUGACCGACGAGGCCGCCAUUGCUGGGUACAAGUGGCCCACUUCAAGCAAGGAGUAGCAAAUCAUGGAGGAGGCCGCGGGUCGAGUGGAAUGGACACAGAGGCUCCCAGCGCCGGACAGAAGCCGAAAACAAUCUCCAACCAAGAAUCAGCCUCAAUAAAUGACUAAAUCAAUCCUC